Ochotona princeps (American pika) is the source of this 942-nucleotide messenger RNA. Its product is annotated as olfactory receptor 2H2-like. Lineage: Eukaryota; Metazoa; Chordata; Mammalia; Lagomorpha; Ochotonidae. The record is from RefSeq and is a predicted model, not a curated record. Gene Ontology annotation, cellular component: membrane. Gene Ontology annotation, molecular function: olfactory receptor activity; G protein-coupled receptor activity. Bases 1 to 942 code for a protein of 313 amino acids. Gene Ontology annotation, biological process: G protein-coupled receptor signaling pathway. The transcript has a single exon.
AUGAACAUAAUUUGCAACGAUAGUCACAGUGAUUUCACCCUCCUGGGAUUCUCUGACAAGCCAUAUUUGGAGAAAAUACUUUUUGGGGUUGUUCUGAUCUUUUAUUGCUUAACUCUUACAGGAAAUGUGGUCAUAAUUCUUGUGUCCAUGAAAGAUCCAAAACUCCACGUCCCUAUGUAUUUCUUUCUUUCCAAUCUUUCGUUACUAGAUCUCUGUUUUACCAGCAGCUGUGUUCCACAAAUGUUGGUAAAUUUCUGGGGUCCAGAGAAAACUAUCACGUACACUGGCUGUGCCAUUCAACUCUAUGUCUUCUUAUGGCUUGGAGCCACGGAAUGCGUCCUUCUUGUCAUCAUGGCUGUGGACCGCUAUGUAGCAGUGUGUCGCCCACUGCAGUAUACCACCAUCAUGCACCCAAGAGUUUGUCUGCAGCUGGCCCUCCUGGCGUGGGGGACUGGCUUGGUUCAGUCUCUGAUCCAGUCUCCUGCUACACUCCAGUUGCCUUUCUGCUCCCACCACAUGGUUGAUGACAUUGUGUGUGAAGUCCCAGCACUUAUUCAGCUCUCCAGUACAGACACGACCUACAAUGAACUCCAGAUGUCCAUAGCUAGCAUUUUUCUGCUGGUGGUGCCCCUGAUCAUUAUCCUGUCCUCUUAUGCUGCUAUCACUAAGGCUGUGCUGAGGAUAAAGUCAGCUUCAGGGCAGAAGAAAGCAUUUGGCACUUGCACUUCUCACCUUCUUGUGGUUUCUCUUUUCUAUGGCACUGUCACAGGUGUCUACCUCCAACCCAAGAAUCGUUACGCUCAUGAACGAGGCAAGUUUCUCACCCUUUUCUACACUGUAGUGACCCCAAUGCUUAACCCUCUUAUAUACACUCUGAGGAACAAGGAGGUAAAGAGGGCACUGAUAAGGUUAAGGGGAAGGAUUUGGGAUGUUUCAGAAUAA